Messenger RNA from Aplysia californica (California sea hare), 2989 nucleotides. RefSeq names its product histone H2A deubiquitinase MYSM1. The record is from RefSeq and is a predicted model, not a curated record. Gene Ontology annotation, cellular component: BRCA1-A complex; BRISC complex. The transcript is spliced from 15 exons. Gene Ontology annotation, biological process: double-strand break repair. Gene Ontology annotation, molecular function: metallopeptidase activity; polyubiquitin modification-dependent protein binding. NCBI's taxonomy places the organism in Eukaryota, Metazoa, Mollusca, Gastropoda, Aplysiida, Aplysiidae. Bases 45 to 2774 code for a protein of 909 amino acids.
GACACAGACACAACAGUAGGCUAGAAUGAAAAUUGAAAAUAAAAAUGGCCGAAGAAGAGAUACUUGAUGUUGAAGGCGAAUAUGAUUUCCAAGUCGAAUUGAAGGAUGACUUUCACGAUGCAAAUGAUCUCCCGUCAAAGAGUGCUAAUCUUCUCCCAGAGUUUACCAGUCCUGCAUGGAUGCUGGAGCAGGGAUGGUCUCUGGACAGUUGCAUUGAUGAGAAAUCCAAAGCAACCAUUGAGAAAAUGCUUCUUGAAGAGCAACAUUACAUGGGUGGAUAUAAAACUUCAAGAUAUAUUAAAAAGAAGCCUUCAGGGAAUAGUCGGAGUUCUAAACCCAGACAGGACGCCUCUUGUUCGAAAAGAAGUACUUCUGGCAAGGAAUCAAAGAAAAAGAAAGCACCAUUGAUCCCUCAGACAGCCUUGACUUCUGACUCAUGUACAGAGUUGCAAUUUCAGCAAGUUCAUAGCCAGUCUAUUGCUGAUACUCUAUCCAGCGUGACCACAGGACAACCCACAGUGAUCAUGCCUGCUGAAUCCAAACGUAAAGCUAGAGGGAAAACCAAAACUGUUGAAGAUAGUUCAGUUGCAUUUACAUUGCACUCCAAAGGAAAGUUUGCUCAACAUAAAAAGCCCAAGUUGAAAAUGUCAAAGUCACUUUUGAACAAAUCGAGAAAGAAAGUUCAGAAGUCAAAUCUACAUUUGCUUACCUCGAAGAAAACUCAACAGGAGGCCAUUGUGAACCCCGGAGAGUCCAGUAUGAACUUUAAUAUGUUUCCCGUGAAAAGUGGUUCAAGUCUAAAGAUGCUGUUUGGUGACACUGAUUCUGUCAUGGAACCACCACAGAGUUUUCCUGUCAUGGAUGGCAGUUCUGUUAUUUUAUCAGAGGUAAAGUGUGUGGAAAAGGAAAAUGAAGUCGAAGAGGAUGUUGAUGUUGAAAAUGAUUUUGAAGAGGAUCCUUUUCUUCCGAACCGCCAAACAUUGCCAGAUGCUAUUUAUGAGCAUUUGCUCCAGUCGUCGGAUUUGAACCAGUCAGAUUUGAGCCAGUCAGCCUUCUCAGAAAUACAGCCGGAGACAGAGACACUUCUAGAAACUGCCAGCGGCGAAGUUGCUACGACAGUGUGCACUGGUAACGAGAACUGUGAAAGCAAUGACAGCAGCACAGAUGAUGAAAAGAAAGAUACAGAAAGAGACAAUACUGUGAAUGUGAUGAAGGAUGACUCUCCUUUCAUGCAGUUGGAAGAAAAUGAUGGUGUUGCUGGUUUAACUGCCAAAGUAGCUGGCAAAGAACAAGAAAUGGGUGGAUCUAAUCUUCCAGAGCUUAUCAUGAAAGUUCCUCUGGAGGAGAAAGUUUUACCUCCUGACAGAGUCACAGAGGAGGAGAAGACUGUUCACAGAGAUUUCUUUGAUGGUCGUCCCCCAAAAACUCCAGAAAGAUACUUAAAAAUCAGAAAUUAUAUCAUUGAAUGUUGGACAAAGAGCAAGCCAUCAUACUUAAACAAGACAAGAAUAAGAUCUGGUCUGAAGAACUGUGGAGACGUCAACUGCAUUGGUCGUAUACAUUCUUAUUUGGAAUGUGUUGGAGCUAUUAAUUUUGGAUGCGAGCAAGCUGUUUAUCUUAACCCAGGGAAGACAUCGUUAGUUGGGGCCAACAAGAAACAAAAGAUGAAGAGAGAAGGGGAGUUAACACAAGAUGAUGUAAAGUCUGACCACAAACUUCCAAGAAAACGAAGGAAAAAAGACGCUUACGGUGUUUGGGUUGAUGCAAAGGAACUGGAAGGAAAAACAAUUACGCAUGAAGUUCAAAGCAAAUCGGAUUCAAAGAUUGUGAAGAUGAAAUCAAAGAAACCACAGUAUGACCCAUUCAAACUGGUGCCUUGCAAAGAGUUUUCAGAUGAGUUCAAGGCCCCUUACUCUGUGGAAGUGUUGAGCACAGCCGUAGCUGUCAUGGACAUUCACUCUCACAUCUCUAAAACGGAGGUCAUCGGCAUGCUUGGGGGGCACUUCAACUCUCACACAGAGUGCCUGACUAUAAGCAUAGCUGUGCCAUGCAAAAGUAUGAGCACUGGAAUGCAGUGUGAAAUGGAUCCAGUUUCCCAAACCUUGGCCAAUGAAAAAAUUGAAGAUGCUGGGAUGUCUGUUGUGGGAUGGUAUCAUUCUCAUCCAACAUUUCGGCCUGAUCCCUCUGUGAGAGACAUUGACACACAAUUGAAGUUCCAGGACUGGUUUUCAAAGGGAGGGAACCAUUUUGUGGGUGUUAUCGUCAGUCCGUACAACCCUGGAAACAUGUCCCUGACCUCGGAUGUCCAGUGCCUCACUGUUAGUGACAUUCACAGUGAAGAAUAUUUAUCAAACAUCCCGUUCAAGUUUGCCCAUAAAAUGAUCUACAAGGACAAUGUACAUGACGUUUUGCAGCCUGCUCGUGAACUUGCAGACAAGUAUUGUACAUAUUUCAACAGAGUGCGGCUCAACUCCCUCUAUGUAGGGAUGUCUUGUCUACACAAGAUGUUGCAGUCUGUGAAGCACCACCUCAUCCCUUCAUCUGCUUUAUGCCCGUCUGAAGAUGGUUUGAGUAGCGGAACCAGUCAAACUUGUCACCGAGGGGACUCUUUGAACUCUGAAACUUACAAGACAGAGUCUUUGGAACCAUCUGGCUCUUUUAGUCUUCUCAGUUCAGGUUUAAGAAAUGAUUUCAUGGAUGUAAAAAGUUAUAAUGUGUUCAAUCUUUUGGAGCAGUUGGAGUCUAUGUUUGAACAAAAAUUUGGUAGCCUGUGAAAGCAGAGGUGCUGGUAGCUUUGCCAUUUUCAUAGCAGUGGGUUGUUUGUCCAGUGCUCUCAGACUCUGUCUGUAAAUGAGUGAGGAACUGCAAAAAUUAUUCACAUGGGUCACACUAUGAAAACUGAGAUUUUUACUAAUUUUAUAAUUAUGCUGAAGCUUUCUCUGAGCAAUUAGCUUUUUAUUUGGGGGUUUUCAUCUCUUUUACAGAAAAA